This is a messenger RNA of Stylophora pistillata, 1587 nucleotides long. RefSeq names its product matrilin-1-like. The record is from RefSeq and is a predicted model, not a curated record. Lineage: Eukaryota; Metazoa; Cnidaria; Anthozoa; Scleractinia; Pocilloporidae.
AUGUCUUUGGUGUGGCUUUUGGCACUUUUGGCAGCCAUUGUACCAUUCAAUGAUGCCUCUGAUCGGGACUUAUUGAAGUGUAAACACCUAGACUUGGGUCUGGUGGUCGACACAACGAAAAGUAUACGAUGGAAAAACGUUCCGUAUCUUAGAAGAUCCCUUAAACAACUGAUUAAGUCAUUUGAAAUCUCCGCGGAUGGUACCCACGUCUCUCUCGAGACAUUCGCCAACGACAGCAACUUACUAAACACCUUCAAAGACGAAAAUUUCCAUUACACUAAAGCCAUGACAAAACUGAUCCAAAAAAGUAUUGGGAAACUCUCCAAGCCCACCCGACUCGAUCGAGCGCUUUUCAUCGCUGAUCAAAAGAUGUUUACCGAAGAGAAUGGUGACCGUGCAGGCGUGCAAAGCGUGAUGGUACUGUUUACUGACGGAAAGUCGCAUCCGCGAACCAAAGAUUUCGAGUCAGCGGUAAAUUCUUUAAAGGAAAAAGGAGUGCGUAUAAUUGUUGUUGCAGUUGACAAAUUUUCCACUAUUGAUAGGUACAAAGCUGUUUUACACAGCAUCGGAGGAAACAAUGUUAUCUAUAAAGAUGAUUAUAGAGACCUCGUCACCGUCACAGAAGACAUCAAAAGGUUUAUUUUCCCACCAACACCUUGUGAGUCACGAGUUCUUGAUGUUGCGUUUCUGGUCGACCGCACUCAAAGUCUUGGGAUAGAGAGUUUUAGACUACUGAGGGGCUUUCUCUUGGAGAUCGUCGAUACCUUAGAUGUUGGACCUAACGCUACACAUACUGCAAUCAUUUUGUUUGCCAAAAGACCCACGGUGCUAAACACGUUUAAGGAUAUUGAUUACCACAGCAACGAAGCCUUGUACCGUCUUAUUAGUAAUAUAUCAGUGUCGCUUGGGGACAGGACUUUUAUCGACCGAGCUCUAAUGGCUGCCAAUGAAAAACUGUUUACCGAGGAGGGUGGGGACAGGCCUGGUUUCCCCAAUGUUCUGGUUCUAAUGACGGAUGGAAAGACAAAUGAAAACUCCACAAAUUUCUCCGAGAUAUUUCCGCUUUUAAAGGAAAAGAAAGUUCACCUUGUGGCUGUGGGGAUCGGAAAGGAAAUAGGAGAGAAUGAGCUGAUCAGUAUUGCUGGAAAUAAAGAGAAUGUACACCUUGUUACCAGCAUCAAGGGUUUGCCAGAUUUGUUCUCAAAAAUGCUCAACGAAACGUGCAGUGUUGACGGGGGAUUUUCUCGCUGGGGUUCCUGGUCUGAAUGUGACGUGAAGUGUGGUGAGGGACGACAGAAUCGGAAAAGGACUUGCUCAAAUCCUUCUCCUCGGGGGUAUGGAGAAGACUGUGUUAGCGAUCGAGAGGAGGUCAGACCAUGUAACGAGGAACCUUGUGUUUCUGGCGUCGUCGAAAGUAAGUAUUUCGGUGCAGGUCAUGUGAACCUGGCCUUUAGCCUGGGUCUGGAUGCUCGUUGCACUAUUGCUAAUUACACAGGUGACCCAGGACUUACCGGAUUCAAGCUUCCAACGCUGACCAAAAGUAAUGGUCUUCAUCGGAUUACAACUGGUGGAGCUAAACCAGAGUAA